AUGGGAGUUGGAGCUGGUGAUAACAGACUAUUUUAUACUGGACGACCAAUUAUAUUCAAACAUGUAUACCAAGUAGGAGGGGGAGACAAUCCUACAACAGGAGUGUUUACUGCCCCAAAGGCUGGACUCUACCUCAUAUUCAGUGCAGUUGUGGCAGAAUUUCAUGAAACCUACUGGGCACAAAUAAUAAUUAAUGGAUCGGAUAAGGCAGGAAUGAUGGCUUAUUUUGAUUCAGGUGAUUCGUAUGCACACCAAUCAGCCUCCAACCUUGUUGUUCAUCAGUUACAAGUGGGAGACAGAGUAUGGAUACAGAAGCUUCAAGGUUCUACUUUGUACCCACAUUUUGUAGAAACAUCCUUCUUUGUCAUCAUGAUUAAUGGACCAUUCUAA
Saccostrea cuccullata (small rock oyster) is the source of this 390-nucleotide messenger RNA. Its product is annotated as protein HP-25 homolog 1-like. Gene Ontology annotation, molecular function: protein binding. Bases 1 to 390 code for a protein of 129 amino acids. The record is from RefSeq and is a predicted model, not a curated record. The transcript has 2 exons. NCBI's taxonomy places the organism in Eukaryota, Metazoa, Mollusca, Bivalvia, Ostreida, Ostreidae.